Molecule: messenger RNA, 4440 nt
Organism: Xiphias gladius (swordfish)
Lineage: Eukaryota; Metazoa; Chordata; Actinopteri; Istiophoriformes; Xiphiidae
Gene: zranb1b
Product: zinc finger, RAN-binding domain containing 1b
Exons: 10
Coding region: 517-2796 (759 amino acids)
Biological process (GO): protein K33-linked deubiquitination; cell migration; protein K29-linked deubiquitination
Cellular component (GO): cytoplasm; nucleus
Molecular function (GO): cysteine-type deubiquitinase activity; K63-linked polyubiquitin modification-dependent protein binding
Source: RefSeq, a predicted model, not a curated record
GAUAGAGGGCCUCUCAAACGGUUACAGGCAGAGAGAGGCAAAACAUUCUCCCGUAAUGUUAGCGAGCAGCCAGCUAGCUUGGCUGUAAUUCUUGGCUUGCACCCGAACGACCGAAAGCCUAGUUGUCAUGUAAGAUAACUACCAGCUAGCUCGCUCCGUGGAUCUGUUUACACACGAUAUUGCUUUAGUAGCUUGUUUGUUAGUUAAGCAACGAUAGCUGUAAAUGCACACAUGACAUUUCAGCGGAAUUCCCGAAUGUAUGAAUUUUAUGCACGAAACGAUUUGACACAAGAGUAAACUGGCUGGAUUUGACUGCCUUGGCUGUCAAGCACGGACAGGGAUCACGUGCUGAUAUUUAUUUUAUGUUAGCUUUGCCUACACCACCUCCACCUCUCUCUCGCAGAUGUAGUCAAUUUCUCACGUGUACUGCUUGCUGUGUGAUCUCCUUGAGACUGGAUCUGCCGAGCUGAGAGCCCCUCUGAACGGCAGGAAGCCACCAUCAGCGGCGGUUUGACGAUGACCGAGCUGGUUGCCAAGUGGGCCUGUGAAUACUGCACAUACGAGAACUGGCCGUCAGCCAUCAAGUGCACCAUGUGCCGCGCUCAGAGGCCAAGCGGGGGUACCAUCAUUACUGAGGAGCCCUUUAAGAGCAGCCCUGCUCUGGAUGCCAGUCUGCACCAGUGGGACCCUGCAAGCAACAGCCCACCCCAGGGGGGCUCCAGUUUACUUAUUUGUCCAGACUCCAGUGCACGACCCCGUGUCCGCAUUGCUGAUGUACCUGAGACUAGUAGCAAGUGGUCAUGCCACAUGUGCACCUACCUGAACUGGCCUCGGGCCAUUCGUUGCACCCAGUGCCUGUGCCAGAGGCAGCACGCUCAACAACAAAAGCAUGGGCAACAUGCAACCCAUCAAGGACAUCAUACCCAGCAGCCACGCAGCCCUACAGAGUCACCCCAGACGUCAGGCUCUGUAUGCCGCCCUGCUCCUCUGGCCAUCACCACAGACCCCUGUGAGGAAUAUAAUGACCGUAACAGGCUCAACACUCACGCACAGCAUUGGACCUGCACUGCCUGCACUUACGAGAACUGGGUCAAGACACAAAAGUGUGUGGUGUGCGAUCACCCCAGGCCGAAUAGUCUGCUAACUGAGCCCAUCGAACUGGCAUCAGAGCCUGAGAGCCAACAACCUUCCUCAAAACUUAACGAACAGGACAGGGACAACCGAAGGGGUGUCGUUGGGCAUUUGGUUGGGCAAGUGGUAGGGAGUGUAGUAGGUGGGGUGGGGGGUUGUAGCAGCAGCCAAAGGAGGUCUCCCCCGACCUUGAGACGGGAUUCAGAGAUGAACAUGGACUUUCAGAGGAUUGAAUUGGCGUCAGGGGCUGGGAUUGGGAGCAAAGAGGAGCUGGAGGUGGAUUUCAAAAAAUUGAAGCAGAUUAAGAACAGGAUGAGAAGGACUGAUUGGCUGUUCCUCAAUGCCUGUGUUGGUGUGGUGGAAGGCGACCUGGCGGCUGUGGAGGCCUACAAGUCAUCAGGAGGUGACAUUGCACGACAGCUAACAUCAGAUGAGGUGCGCCUAUUAAAUCGGUCCUCAGCAUUUGAUGAUGGCUUCACGCUGGUUCACCUUGCCAUCCGCUUCCAGAGACAGGACAUGCUGGCUGUGUUACUUACAGAGGUGUCCCAACAGGCAGCCAAGUGUAUUCCAGCCAUGGUGUGUCCUGAGCUAACGGAGCAGAUCCGUCGUGAGGUAGCAGCCUCUCUUCACCAGCGCAAGGGAGACUUCACCUGCUAUUUCCUAACUGACUUGGUGACCUUCACCCUGCCGGCAGACAUCGAGGACUUGCCCCCAGCAGUUCAGGAAAAACUGUUUGAUGAGGUGCUGGACCGAGAUGUACAAAAAGAGCUCGAAGAGGAGUCUCCCAUCAUCAACUGGUCCCUGGAACUCGGGACUAGGUUAGACAGUCGGCUGUAUGCCCUGUGGAACCGCACAGCCGGGGACUGUCUGCUCGACUCCGUGCUGCAGGCUACGUGGGGCAUCUAUGACAAGGACUCCGUGCUCCGGAAGACCCUCCACGACAGCCUGCACGACUGUUCUCACUGGUUUUACACACGCUGGAAGGAGUGGGAGUCGUGGUAUUCCCAGAGCUUCGGCCUGCACUUUUCACUCCGGGAGGAACAGUGGCAGGAAGACUGGGCUUUCAUCCUUUCCUUAGCUAGUCAGCCAGGAUCCAGCUUGGAGCAGACCCACAUUUUUGUUCUUGCACACAUACUUCGUAGGCCUAUUAUUGUCUACGGAGUGAAGUAUUACAAAAGUUUCCGUGGCGAAACACUCGGGUACACCCGUUUUCAAGGUGUGUACUUGCCCCUUUUGUGGGAGCAGAGUUUCUGCUGGAAGAGCCCCAUCGCUCUGGGCUACACGCGGGGCCACUUCUCAGCACUGGUGGCCAUGGAGAACGACGGCUUCGACAAUCGCGGCGCAGGCGCCAACCUAAACACAGAUGACGACGUAACUGUCACAUUCCUGCCGCUGGUCGACAGCGAGAGGAAGCUGCUUCACAUUCACUUCCUCUCAGCGCAGGAAAUGGGAAAUGAAGAGCAGCAGGAGAAGCUUCUGCGCGAGUGGUUGGACUGCUGUGUGACCGAGGGCGGAGUCCUGGUGGCUCUUCAGAAAAGCUCCCGCCGACGCAACCACCCGCUUGUCACCCAGAUGGUGGAGAAGUGGCUGGACGGCUACCGGCAGAUCCGACCCUGCGCCUCUUUGUCUGACGGCGAAGAGGAAGAAGACGACGAGGACGAGUGACAAAACUGAAGCGGGGGGGGCAGGACUCCUCCCCCUCCUCUCUCUUACAGUUUUACUUUAUUAUUGAUGUUGUUUUUUUUUUUUUUUCCUUUCCUGACACGGACAAACUGUGACCGCCUUCAGGAGAGGACAGGGAACCACAAGCCCCCACGCACCUUUCACCUGACAAAAAGACACUGCUACUCUUCUAGCGCACACAGGCACUCGGACAUAAAACACAUUCAACACUUUACUCAGACAAACCUGAGACUGACAAACUCCAAUGCUGCAAAACACAGAUUUGGGGAAAGAAUAAAGGUUUACGAAAGCAAAUGACCUUUUGAUUUGUUUUGAGUUUCAAAAUGUAAAGGAAAAAAGGAAUCUUUAUCUAUAGAUGUAAAUGCAUGUGGUUGUUUAAAAAAAAACGAAAAAAAAAAAAAAAAAGUAUAAGGAAAUAUACCAGCAUCAACACUUUAUAUCCGUUCAGUAUGGACACUGAAAAAAAAGCACACUUCCAAAUUGGUUUUAUGAUGUUUUUUCCAGUUGUAAAAGAGUUGGCUUGUUUAGCAUUUUGUUUUUGAAUGGGCAGGGACAAAUCCAAUAAUUAUCAUUAUCUUCAGAGAAACCAGAGAUUGUGUAAUAAUAAAUGACUUUAAUCCUUAUUACUAAGCACUGCACAUUUAAUAAAACAUUUCUAUAUAAAUACAGUAUCAUUGCUUGAAUAAAAGUCAUUAAAUGAAGCUCUUGAAAAGGGUGAUUUUCCCUUUAUAAGUCAAAUCUACACUCACUAAGGUUUAGCACACAGACAUUCAUGUUGGAUCUUACGUUUACCUUUUUUUCAGACUGACUGAAGUGAGAAGGCGUGUGAAUGGGUGUGUGUGUGUGUGCGUGCGCGCGCAUGUGGUUUUUCUUCUCUGAACUUAACUCUACAUAUUUAUUGUUUGGAAACUUAUUUGAGCUAAUAAGAGCUUUCUGUAUAUUUUUUUCCUCCUUUUUGUGGUUUUGUUAAUUAUUCUCUCAAUCUCGAUGAAGACAUGUUGCACAGAAACACUGUUGCUUUGAGGAAAGCACCAACCAUGACCAUCAGUGAAAAGUUUACCUAUGUUGUUGCGUGCGAUUUAGUACCUCAUUCGGAUGCCUAAAAUCUGGUGCUUUUUUUUGGAGGCAGGCGAGUGUGGGAGUGAGACACAUUCAAUGUCGACAUAAACCCAGAGUCAUGCUUGUCUCAUUGUUGUCUCCUAUUUCCUCUUGGUCCCUUCUUUCCUUAUAGCAUUUGUUGUCACAGUCACCCUCACGGUACACGUCAGUUCACCUCUGUAACGCUUGUUUGUUGUCAUUAUGUGAAAACAUGUUUAAGUUUUUGAUUAAGGUUGUUGUGAGACACUGCAACAUAUAAAACCAAAGCUGACAGAAAAAAAAAACCCACGAGUUUUCGUUAAUUUUUUUUGCUGUGAAUGUUUGCAUUUUGUUUUUUCUCGCCAUCGCGUACUGUAACCUCUUUCGUGUUUCAUUCAAGUCAUACAUGUUUUGAGCAUCACCUGUAUGUUGCUUUGUAUUUAUGCACUAGUUGCAGUUGUGACUAUGAUGGUUUGUGGAUUUAGGCCUGACUUCAUUAUACAGAGUGUAACGCAAAGAACAGGUAAAAUAAGGAAAAAAAAAAAAAUA